UAAAUCAGACAUGAGGUACUGCCUACAGAUUAUUGCUGUCAUCACUGCCUUACUCCUGGCUCUGCUCUCCAGGGUUGGCUCUGAAACUCCAGCCAUGUGUUCUGUGGUACAAGGGCUUCCAGGUUUGAAUGGAAGAGACGGUAGAGAUGGUGCCAGUGGAGCUAAAGGCGAUCCAGGAUCACAAGGAUUACCGGGCAGUCUGGGAACCCCAGGUUUACGAGGCAACACUGGGCCUCCUGGAAAAGUAGGGCCUAAAGGAAACCAAGGAGACAAGGGAGAAAAUGGAAUUCCAGGAAUGCCAGGGCUCAAAGGAGAAAAAGGAAAUUCAGGUGUAUCAGGAUCUCUGGAUCAUGACUUGAAUAUUCAGAUCUUUGAUUUAACGCGUCAUAUAUCCAGUAUUGUAGGAGCUCUCCGUCUAGAAGGCAAGAUUCAGGCAGCAGGAGGAAAGAUGUUUGCCAGCAGUGGAGCAGAACUGGAUUUUGAAGCCUCUUUGGCUGCAUGUAAAGCAGUCGGUGGUCGUCUUGCCACCCCAACAAAUGAAGCAGAGAACAAUGCGAUCUUAGCAUUUUUGAAGCAAUAUAACAGAUAUGCAUACCUGGGAAUUAAAGUGGGGGACAUUGCUGAUCAGUUCCAUUAUUUAAAUGGAACUUCUGUUAACUAUACAAAUUGGGGGAACAAUGAACCAAGCAGUAAAGGAAAAGAACCUUGCGUUGAAAUGUACACAGAUGGCCAUUGGAAUGACAAAGUUUGUAAUCAAUAUCGUCUGACUGUUUGUGAGUUUUGAAUUGUACAUUCUUUUGCAAUAAAAGCACUACUUGUGUUUGUGUGUUAAA
Molecule: messenger RNA, 833 nt
Organism: Xenopus tropicalis (tropical clawed frog)
Lineage: Eukaryota; Metazoa; Chordata; Amphibia; Anura; Pipidae
Gene: sftpa
Product: surfactant, pulmonary-associated protein A
Exons: 4
Coding region: 11-784 (257 amino acids)
Cellular component (GO): extracellular region
Molecular function (GO): carbohydrate binding
Source: RefSeq, a predicted model, not a curated record